GGCUCCGACGCUUCUCAUUGGCUGCGCCUUCGCUGUUGACGUCACCUCGCAUUCCUGUUCUCGAACCCCUCCACCUCCCUCAACCCUCUCCUAAAAUCACCCGAAAAAAAGAAAAAGUUAGAUAGAGAGGGGGGGAAACCCUACUCUCGAUCACCUUAAUCAUGCGUUCUUUUCGAUUCGGGAGAGGAGGAGGAGGAGGAGGAGGAUUCAAGGAAUGGGUUCUCCUCUUCCUGCUGCUUCUCUCUGCUUUCUCCCGAAGCGGGGCUUCCUCCUUUGGACAUGCUCGGAAGAUGCUCCUGAGGGAAAAGGUCCGCGAGAUGUUUUACCAUGCUUAUGACAAAUACAUGGCUCAUGCUUUUCCGCAUGAUGAGUUAAAGCCUCUUACCAAUACUUACACCGACUCCCUUAGCGAGCUUGGAAAUCUAAAUCUUGAACACCUGCCACAGUAUUAUAAUGGAUCUGCCUUGACGCUUAUUGAAUCAUUAUCUAGUCUUGUUGUCUUAGGUAACUACACAGAAUUUGAAAGAGGAGUUCUUUGGCUUUCACAUAACCUUACAUUUGAUGUGGAUGCGCGGAUAAAUUUGUUUGAGUGCAAUAUAAGAGUUCUUGGAGGACUUGUUUCUGCUCAUAUUGUUGCAGCCGAUAACAAGAGCAGGCUUGCUGAUGGAUUAUACAAGAAUCAGUUACUCAAUCUGGCUGAAGAUUUAGGUCGCCGCUUUCUACCUGCAUUUGAGACUCCUACAGGGUUGCCGUAUGCAUGGAUAAAUCUAAAGUACGGAGUAAUGGAGAAUGAGACAACUGAAACAAGCACAUCAGGGUGUGGUUCUCUUAUUCUUGAAAUGGGAGCAUUGUCGCGCUUGACUGGUGAUUCUAGGUAUGAAGCUGCAGCUGUUCGUGCGUUGCGUAAAUUGUGGAGCAUGAGAAGUUCUUUAAAUCUCUUGGGCACAACUCUUGAUGUUGUGACUGGAGAGUGGAUAGAGUACUCGUCAGGCAUUGGUGCUGGAGUUGAUUCAUUUUAUGAAUAUUUGAUGAAAGCUUACAUUCUUUUCGGAAGUGAUGAGUUCUGGGACAUGUUUCAUUCUGCGUAUAUUGCUGUGCAAAAAUACUUCCGGCAUGGCCCAUGGUAUCAUGAUGCUGAUAUGAGGAAUGGGAAAGCUACAUAUUGGCAGCUAACCAGCCUUCAGGCCUUCUGGCCUGGUCUUCAGACUCUUGUAGGAGAUGUUGCAGCUGCCAACUUGUCACAUCGUGAAUUUUUUAACGUAUGGGAGAAGUUUGGUGUGCUUCCUGAAAGAUAUCUUUUGGACCAUGACAUGUUGCAUCCAACGGAGAAAUAUUACCCAUUGCGCCCUGAACUUGCUGAGUCUACAUUUUACCUUUAUCAAGCAACUAAAGAUCCUUGGUACUUGGAAGUGGGUGAAGCCAUCAUUGGCUCUCUUAAUCACUACACUAGAGUAGAUGGUGGCUUUGCAAGCAUCAAAGAUGUUUCCACGAUGCAACUUGAAGAUCACCAACAUAGCUUCUUUUUGUCUGAAACAUGCAAGUACCUUUAUCUUCUUUACGACAAUUCUUUUUUGGCUGAUAAAAAUUACAUAUUCACAACUGAGGGCCAUCCCCUCCCUGUGAGAAGUUGGUGGCAGGAGAGGCUUCCAGAGAGCCAUAUUCUGAGUAAUUGGACAUUCGGAAAGGGUGGAAAUCAAGCAACUCAUGUAAGUGCAUUAUCAUCUCAAAUUUGUCCAGAGACUAUCUUCAGGGAAAGUGUCGGUUCACAGCACGAGAGUGCAUGUCAUGUCCCUGAUGUCCAUCCAAGUCACAGAUGCCGAUCUCACAACGAAUGUGGCAUCGACUCAACAACCUGUAGACAGAGAACUUGUAGUAUGGCUGGUUAUUGUGGCCUGUGGUUAUUUGUGUAGCAUAAUUAUUUGCUAUAUACUAGGUGGUAAUUAAAUUGUGUACUGUUCUUUUUACCAAAGGCAAAAUAAACGCAAAAGGAAUAAGCUAAAUUAGAUUGUAAGAUAGUGUACAUUAGAACAAUAUUUUUGUGGUAAUUAAUCAGCAAUGUCGAGUAGCAAUAAUUUUAGAUCUCGCUAUUUGCUGGUUGUAGAAUA
This is a messenger RNA of Ananas comosus (pineapple), 2105 nucleotides long. RefSeq names its product alpha-mannosidase I MNS5. Gene Ontology annotation, biological process: mannose trimming involved in glycoprotein ERAD pathway; endoplasmic reticulum mannose trimming; carbohydrate metabolic process. Lineage: Eukaryota; Viridiplantae; Streptophyta; Magnoliopsida; Poales; Bromeliaceae. The record is from RefSeq and is a predicted model, not a curated record. The transcript is spliced from 15 exons. Bases 162 to 1910 code for a protein of 582 amino acids. Gene Ontology annotation, cellular component: membrane; endoplasmic reticulum. Gene Ontology annotation, molecular function: calcium ion binding; mannosyl-oligosaccharide 1,2-alpha-mannosidase activity.